Molecule: messenger RNA, 10383 nt
Organism: Bubalus bubalis (water buffalo)
Lineage: Eukaryota; Metazoa; Chordata; Mammalia; Artiodactyla; Bovidae
Gene: PCDH17
Product: protocadherin 17
Exons: 4
Coding region: 2863-6345 (1160 amino acids)
Biological process (GO): homophilic cell-cell adhesion
Cellular component (GO): plasma membrane
Molecular function (GO): calcium ion binding
Source: RefSeq, a predicted model, not a curated record
AGAGAGAGAGCAGAAGCCCAACAGGAAGACCGCAGCUAUCUUAUUCUGCAAGCACUCUGCGAUUCCGGGUUCCGCGUACAUCGGAUAAAACAAUAAAUAAAUUGCUGUCAAACUUUUUUUUUUCAGAUUCUCUUUUUUUCCAGAGGAAGACGGAGGAGGCGUUUCUCCCGGCAGUUUAAGACUCGGGGGACCCUGCGGCGAGGCCCGGGGCGCCCCCCGCCGCAGCGAGCGCGGGGCUGGGCCAGCACGGCCGGGCCCCGUCUCGCGGCUCUGAUCAAUGGCUCUGAGGCGCCGGGGCCACAGGCCCCGCCCCAGUCGCCUGUCCGGCGCUCCCAUUGGACGCGGGCAGAGGAGGCCGGGCCUGGCGCCUCGCGCUUAUUGGCUGGCGGGGAAUCAGUAUCAAUGUUUAAGCGGCGGCGUGAGGUGAAUAGAGUCAGUCAGCGAGAGGCGCUGGGGAGAGAGCGGGGACUGAGAGCCUGGCGGUUGCGGCAGCGGAGGGCGGCCGGGGGGACGCCGCUCCAACUGUUGAAUUUUUACCUUUCCUUUCCAUCGGUGCUGUGCCUGCGGACAUGGAUUUAUUUGCUUUGAAAUCCGCACGUCUUUCCCAGGCUGUGAGCUGAUCCUGUCAGGCACCAGAUUGAAAGAGACCACCCGUGACAGAAAAGGAGGAAAAAAAAAAAAAGCCUCCACAACGGACUGCACAAUUAACUACGCACACCAGUCCUGGACUUUGUGAAUAGAAAACACUGACAGGAAAAUCGUGAACUGUGAUGCGGAGCUAAGCUGUGAACAGUCUCUCUAAUCCAGAUUUUUUUUCUCUUUUUUUCUCACCCAAGAUUGAAAGAUUUGGGGGUUCCUUUACGCCUUUAUUUUUAAAAUAAAAACACCUAGCAAAACAGACGCCUUGCUUUCCAGAGCCUCGGACUCCGGCAGAAAGAGGUAGAGUAAAAGUGCUGCUGGAUUCAGCUUCACCUCCCUCCUCCCCUCCCUGCCUUUCUCUCGCUUUUUCUUUUUUUUUCCCCAAAACAUGAAUCUGGCUUUUCUUUCUGUAGAGUGAGUCAGAGAAAGCGUUAGGAAGAAGCCACAACUAAUGUCUGUGAAGGGAGGACCAUGAGGCGAGAGUGAAUUCGAUUCGUUCCGCUCUUUCUGACUCAUCCGGCAGAUCGGAACACCUGCAUUUCUGGAUGUGUCAUUCCCGUUUGUCGAGGCGCCUCGAGAAUCCGAGAUAAUGUGUAGACAGACCCGUGCCUAGCAUCCCCUGGGCGGUAGCUCCCCGGGGCGGGUGCCCCGGCUGAACCGCCGCGGCCGCAGCUCUUAGUCCGCUGCCCUCGCGACUCGCCCAGAGAGACUGCGAGAGCGAGACUGCAGAAUGCAUCACGCCAAACCUUGAUGUGUUCCUUUCAUCCAACCCACUCCUACUAUAGGAAAAAAAAAAUUGAAGAAAAAAGAAAAAGCCCGCACUUUAUUCGCUUCAAAUAUUCACCACUUUUAUUCCUCGCCAAGGUUUUCCUUUCUAGAUGAAGAGGACUGGGAGGCAGGGCCAUUGGAAGGAGAUGCUGAAUAGAAAGAAAAGAGAGGCACUUGACAGCCCAACCCUCUGAAUGCAGAGACUGUUUCCCUUCUAGCGAGAGACAGGGAGAGUGUGUGUGCGAGGACUGGGAGGGUGGCUCCCCCUUCCUUUUUAUUCCGCCUCUCCCUUCCCCUUCAAAUCUGCACAUCCAACCAUGAGUUGCCUGUUGAUUUCCUUUCGCCUGGGAAGAAAAGCAAACUGGAAUUAAACUGCAGAGAGAGAAGUCCUUGCUCGCGGGCAGAGAAUGGGAUGGUAGCGGCGGCUACUGGCUGAGCGUAGAGAAAUCAGAGUGCGUUCUACCAACAGAGGCGGAGAUACAUCUCUACAUUUUCCUCCUCCCAACAGACUCAAACCGCAAACGCAGAUCAGGCUGUGGCUUCCUCGACUUUGGGGAGAGCCUUUUGCGAGGAAGAGAGGGAGGAGCCUCGUGGAGGGAGGAAACUACAAAUCCGGACACUAGUUCUUUGCGCUGCAUUUUCUCCCCUCCCUUCGGCUGUUCGGAACGGAGAGAGAGAAGGAGGAAAAAAAAAAUAAAGAAAGAAACACCCUUGGCUUGGAGAUGCAGUCUGCCGCCACCGCUGCCUCGGCCGCCAAUGCGAGAUUAGAUCUCUAAAUGCAGCAAAACACUGCCUGAAAACAGACCAACCCGCGAAGCAAGCAGACAUUUCACAAGGCUUCGGGGAAGCUUCAAUAUAUCUGACUCUCUCUCUCUUCGUUGUUCCUCAUUCCCAUCAAUUUCAUCACUGGAGAAGAGAAAAAAGUAAGGAUUUCACUUUCUGAUCUGCCUAGAGACACACCUCCCAGCUCCCUCCCCCACCCGAUGUGAAGAGUAUUCCGGAGGCAAAAAGCUGGAGUGGAUUUGCAGCGCCCUAGCGGGAGUGAGGAAAACCUACGGAUUCUUCAGCUCAUUACCAUCCUCCCCAGACGCGAUUUCCUUCUUAUCGCUGCUCUCAUCGCUCAAGUUUGAGUCGCCCGAAGUCCAGGAGGGAGAGACAAAGCCCCGGGCUCGCCCCCAGCCGCAGGGAGCCUCCGCCUUGCUCAGUGUCCCUGCAGCUCCGCUGCACCGCUGCUCCCAGCCCAGUGCGGAUGCUGUAGAUCAACAGGUUCGGGGAACUUGAGCGGAAUAAGGAGAGACCGCCGGGUGCCGCAUCCCGGGAGCGGAAGGAAGAGAGGAUACAGAGACUUGUGGCUCGCGUCGGGCGCGGAAGCUGCGCCGGAGCCCCAAGCUGGCGCGCACCCAUCCGCUAGCCCUUCCAGUCCGGCUGCUUCUGCCAACACCCCGCCGGUCUGGGAUGUAUCUAUCCAUCUGUUGCUGUUUCCUCCUAUGGGCUCCUGCCCUGACGCUCAAAAACCUGAAUUACUCAGUGCCGGAGGAGCAAGGGGCCGGCACGGUGAUCGGCAACAUCGGCAAGGAUGCUCGACUGCAGCCCGGGCUUCCGCCCUCAGAGCGAGGCGGCGGUGGUGGCGGGCGAAGCAAGUCUAGCAGCUAUCGGGUGCUGGAGAACUCGGCGCCGCACCUGCUGGACGUGGAAGCGGACAGCGGGCUCCUCUACACCAAGCAGCGCAUUGACCGCGAGUCUCUGUGCCGCCACAACGCCAAGUGCCAGCUGUCCCUCGAGGUGUUCGCCAAUGACAAGGAGAUCUGUAUGAUCAAGGUAGAGAUUCAGGACAUCAACGACAACGCUCCCUCCUUCCCCUCGGACCAGAUUGAGAUGGACAUCUCAGAGAACGCGGCCCCGGGCACCCGCUUCCCGCUCACCAGUGCACACGACCCCGACGCCGGCGAGAACGGGCUCCGCACCUACCUGCUGACGCGCGAUGACCACGGCCUGUUCGCGCUGGACGUCAAGUCCCGCGGCGACGGCUCCAAGUUCCCAGAGCUGGUUAUCCAGAAGGCGCUAGACCGCGAGCAGCAGAACCAUCACACUCUGGUGCUGACCGCCCUGGACGGCGGCGAGCCGCCGCGCUCCGCCACGGUGCAAAUCAACGUGAAGGUGAUUGACUCGAACGACAACAGCCCCGUCUUCGAGGCGCCCUCCUACCUGGUGGAGCUGCCCGAAAACGCCCCGCUGGGCACCGUGGUCAUUGAUCUGAACGCCACCGACGCCGACGAGGGUCCCAAUGGCGAAGUGCUCUACUCUUUCAGCAGCUACGUGCCCGACCGCGUGCGGGAGCUCUUCUCCAUCGACCCUAAGACCGGCCUGAUCCGGGUCAAGGGCAACCUGGACUAUGAGGAGAACGGGAUGCUGGAGAUCGACGUGCAGGCCCGAGACCUGGGUCCCAACCCUAUUCCGGCCCACUGCAAGGUCACGGUCAAGCUCAUCGACCGCAACGACAACGCGCCGUCCAUCGGUUUCGUCUCCGUGCGCCAGGGGGCGCUGAGCGAGGCGGCCCCGCCCGGCACCGUCAUCGCCCUAGUGCGGGUCACCGACCGAGACUCGGGCAAGAACGGGCAGCUGCAGUGCCGAGUCCUGGGAGGAGGCGGGCCGGGCGGCGGCGGCGGCCUUGGCGGCCCGGGAGGCUCCGUGCCCUUCAAGUUGGAGGAGAACUACGACAACUUCUUCACGGUGGUGACCGACCGCCCUCUAGACCGCGAGACCCAGGACGAGUACAACGUGACGAUCGUGGCGCGGGACGGGGGCUCGCCCCCACUCAACUCCACCAAGUCGUUCGCCGUCAAGAUUCUGGACGAGAAUGACAACCCGCCUCGUUUCACGAAGGGGCUCUACGUGCUGCAGGUGCACGAAAACAACAUCCCAGGAGAGUAUCUGGGCUCGGUGCUGGCCCAGGACCCCGACCUGGGCCAAAACGGCACGGUGUCCUAUUCCAUCCUGCCCUCGCACAUCGGCGACGUGUCCAUCUACACCUACGUCUCCGUGAACCCCACCAACGGGGCCAUCUACGCCCUGCGCUCCUUUAACUAUGAGCAGACCAAGGCGUUUGAGUUCAAGGUGCUUGCUAAGGACUCCGGGGCGCCCGCGCACUUGGAGAGCAACGCCACGGUGAGGGUGACGGUGCUAGACGUGAAUGACAACGCUCCGGUAAUCGUGCUGCCCACGCUGCAGAACGACACGGCCGAGCUGCAGGUGCCGCGCAACGCCGGUCUGGGCUACCUGGUGAGCACCGUGCGCGCCCUCGACAGCGAUUUCGGCGAGAGCGGGCGCCUCACCUACGAGAUCGUGGACGGGAACGACGACCACCUGUUUGAAAUCGACCCAUCCAGCGGCGAGAUCCGCACGCUGCACCCCUUCUGGGAGGACGUGACGCCAGUGGUGGAGCUGGUCGUGAAGGUGACGGACCACGGCAAACCCACCCUGUCCGCGGUGGCCAAGCUCAUCAUCCGUUCGGUGAGCGGCUCCUUGCCCGAGGGCGUUCCCCGGGUGAACGGUGAGCAGCGCCACUGGGACAUGUCGCUGCCGCUCAUCGUGACCCUGAGCACCAUCUCCAUCAUCCUCCUAGCGGCCAUGAUCACCAUCGCUGUUAAGUGCAAGCGCGAGAACAAGGAGAUUCGCACUUACAACUGCCGCAUCGCCGAGUACAGCCACCCGCAGCUGGGCGGGGGCAAGGGCAAGAAGAAGAAGAUCAACAAAAACGAUAUAAUGCUGGUGCAGAGCGAGGUGGAGGAGAGGAACGCCAUGAACGUCAUGAAUGUGGUGAGCAGCCCCUCCCUGGCCACUUCCCCCAUGUACUUCGACUACCAGACGCGCCUGCCGCUCAGCUCGCCCCGGUCAGAGGUGAUGUAUCUCAAACCGGCCUCCAACAACCUGACUGUUCCCCAGGGCCACGCGGGCUGCCACACCAGCUUUACCGGACAAGGGACUAACGCGAGCGAGACCCCAGCCACGCGGAUGUCCAUAAUUCAGACAGACAAUUUUCCCGCAGAGCCCAAUUACAUGGGCAGCAGGCAGCAGUUUGUUCAAAGCUCCACGUUUAAGGACCCAGAAAGAGCCAGCCUGAGAGACAGUGGGCACGGGGACAGUGAUCAGGCUGACAGUGACCAAGACACUAACAAAGGCUCCUGCUGUGACAUGUCUGUUAGGGAGGCGCUCAAGAUGAAAACGACUUCAACUAAAAGCCAACCACUUGAACAAGAACCGGAAGAGUGUGUUAAUUGCACAGAUGAAUGCCGAGUGCUUGGUCAUUCUGACAGGUGCUGGAUGCCACAGUUCCCUGCAACCAAUCAGGCUGAAAAUGCAGAUUACCGCACAAAUCUCUUUGUACCCACAGUUGAAGCUAAUGUUGAGACUGAGACUUACGAAACUGUGAAUCCUACUGGGAAAAAGACUUUUUGUACAUUUGGAAAAGACAAGCGAGAGCACACGAUUCUCAUUGCCAAUGUGAAACCUUAUUUAAAAGCCAAACGUGCCCUGAGCCCUCUCCUCCAAGAGGUCCCUUCAGCAUCAAGCAGCCCGACCAAGGCAUGUAUCGAGCCUUGCGCUUCCACAAAAGGCUCCUUGGAUGGUUGCGAAGCAAAGCCAGGAGCCCUGGCCGAGGCGAGCGGCCAGUACUUGCCCACUGACAGUCAGUAUCUGUCCCCCAGCAAGCAACCAAGAGACCCUCCCUUCCUGGCUUCUGAGCAGAUGGCAAGGGUCUUCGCAGACGUGCAUUCAAGAGCCAGCCGGGAUUCCAACGAGAUGGGCACCGUCUUGGAGCAACUUGACCACCCCGGCCAGGAUCUGGGCAGAGAGUCGGUGGAUGCAGAGGAAGUCGUGAGGGAAAUCGACAAGCUUCUGCAGGACUGCCGGGGAAAUGACCCUGUGGCUGUGAGAAAGUGAAAAAGAACAAAAGGCAUUGGCAUCUUCCUGAUUCUUCUUUUGAUUGAAAAAUGAUCCCUCCUGGUGACAACCCCAUUGUACAGGGAUGAAGAAAGACCGAUGCUGCUUUCAGGCUCUUAGUGAACAUCUGAAGUGCCCAUGAGUACAUUCUUUUCACUGCUGUUUCUUUUUCAGAGAUAACGAUGGAUUUUUCUGACCAGACUUAUAUUAGGACAGAAUUAAGGAUGCUCAAAGAGGAAAGACAAACAGAAAAGAAAAAGGAGAGGAGAUAAAAGAGGAUGAUGAAGCAAGUUACCUUUUGACAAUCUGUUAGGAAGGUAUGCAGUGUGAGAAUGGAAGAAUUUUUCUGAUUGCUCUAAGACUGUCCUCCAUGGUUUAUGCUGACUUAACUGUUUACCUAUAAACCCCAUACAAAGCAGGGUCAUAAUUUUUGAUCUGUGGUAGAAUUUCUAGCAGUCACCACAGGCUUCUACUGAACGUCCCGAAAAGACCUUGCAGUAGUCCAAGCUACACCAAACAUUAACACAUAUUUGUGGUAAACAUUUCUGUAUAAAGUUACCUGCCACACAUAUAAACACAGAGAACAUUCCAUAUCAUUAGUCGAAAAAAAAUUAAAAACUGGGUCAUUUGUAAAACACCUCAUGUCGUAUAAAAGUUAAAUGUAAAAAGAUAUAUUCCAUUUUGUCCUGCACACACAUAGACUUAUUCACUUCAUGAAAGGAGAAGAAAAUUUAAAGGUUUAAAAUGCCUCUUUAGCAUUUUAGUGUCCAACAAACAUACACAUAACAAUGGAUAUGUUUUAAAUUUGCUCUAGAAAAGAUCUGAAAAAUAGUUACCAUUGAGCGCUGAUAUUCAGAGACAAUUAACAUGAUUGAUAUGUUUUAUUCAUUUGUGGACACUAAAAUAGCUCAGGAACGUGAAAAUGUUUUAGACAUACACAAAUCACAUGACCAUUUAAAUGUGCAAAUGUAAGAAAAUUAAAUGUGUUUACAUCAAAUGACAUAUUUUUAUUGAUUUAUUGCAGAUUCAGUGCAUAUGAGCCAAAUUGUUGAGUGUAUAAGAGCUAUAUUGUGUAUUUUAUUAAAUUAAUAUAUAGUUGUGUUGCAAAAAUAUUUGGGCUUAUAUUGUAAAUGGCAAGUGUUGCCUCGGUAGCUGUCGAACUCUAUGAGUUUUGUUUUUUCCUGCUUCCUUUUCCCCAUGGAGUGUUGGAAGCAGUGCCUCAGAGCAAAGUCUCUUGUUUAAUGUAUAGUCUACCAAGUACUACAGUACAUAAUCUGUUCAAAAUGUGUUUGAGUGAGCUGAUGGAGCUAACUGAAAGGUCAGAAAAUACAUCUGUCAGUCACGGUUAUGUGCAAGUCCUUUGUGGAAGCUUUUAUUAAAGUCAUGCUAAAUCACAAGAAUUACAUUUGUACCAAUACCUGAAACUUCUUCAUGUUUUUCAAUAACUUCCAGCUUCUGCCUAUGUAGAUAUCAUACUGUUGAUUGGUUCUCAAAAGUAUCCUUAGUGGUUCAAGAUGUGUGUUCCCAUUAUAUUUCAAAACCAUGCAAAAUGCUUUAAUGUAUGUGUGGUACCAGCACUGGUUACUUGCAUUGUGUAGCGUUUUACAAGAGGUCUCGGUCUUAACAAAAGGUUUGCCUUUUUUUUUUUUUUUUCAGUGCUCUUCUGCCUGUUUUUAUAGCUGUCCUUUGAGAACAAUACACCUUCUAUUCCUUCAUUUUGUUGCACCUUUCCUUGUGACAUUUAGCAAGUUUCAAACUUACUUCCAUAUGAGGCUAGGAAACCUCAAAUUUCAGGAAUUGGGAAAAAGUAAAAUUAGCACUUGCAGAAGUAGCAGCAGAUGGGAAAAUGCCUUGAUUGACAUUUUCCUUCAGCGUUUAAAAAUUUUGGCAUUUUACAGCUUCAUGACAAACAGUUUCCAGCCCAUACCUUAGAAUAUGUGGUGCUGAGUUAAAUAAAGGCUGUUUGUGCACUGGAGCAGAAAAAUGCAUUAUUUGCAAACUGGUGGAGAAUUCUGUGCCUUCUUUCCUGGCCACCAAGCCAGUGUAGUAACAGCGUAAAUGUCAUAAAAUCCUUAUAUCAAAAACAAAAGCAAAAACAAACACCGAGGUGAAUUCAGUUUUGUAAUUUUAAACCUCAAAAAAUCCAACUGAAAAGAUUUCCAUCCAAUGCUGUCAAGAUUUGAGACUGUACCAAGUUUGCAGAACUGCUUUGAAAGGGAAGAGUGGACACCUCCCAUCAGCCUUAUUCUCUUGAGAACUGUAUUUGGUUCCUAGUAACAGCCUUUCCAAAGCUCUACUCUUGGUUUUUAUUAUUCAUAAAUGUUUAAAUUAGAAAAGAAAGGAUCUUGUACAUGUGAAACUUAAUUGACUCUCUAUAUUUUGGACAAUUUAUGUAUCUGAAAUGUGUCGUCUCUGUUAUAUGAUGUUAUUUUUUUGCCAGGAGACUACAGGUUGAUUUAGCUUGAUAGCUGCGAUUUGAUGGAAAACUGAUUUCCAUUUAGUCUUACCAAGUGUUGCCUCUCUCUUACUAGACAAUAGCCAAGUAGUAAAAUCUAAGGCAGUAUGUAAAUGAAAUCAACAAAGAGAGUAGGGUUUAUUUUUAAAAUGUUCUUAAUGGUGAGUAACCAGUUGUUCAAUUUAUUACAAGUGUCUGAAGACAUUAAAACACUAUCAGAUCUUAAGAAUUGGUUGUGCCAAUGUGUGAGGGAUUACCUUUAGGCUCUCUGUCACCAGUGAUUUACUAGCGUUAGCUGUUUAACACAUUAUCUGUAUUUAGUAGUGAUUAUUUAUUUACCAGUUGGUGGUAAUUCAGCAGUCAGGACUCUAAGCUUUUAUAGUUAGAUUGAAGGGAAUCUUGCUUUUAUUCAUUUGGCUGGCAAAUGCCUUUAUCACAGACCUCUGGUGCUUGGCUUCCAUGGAAGUCUCUGAGAUGCCAAAAUUACCCCUUUGGGGAGGGAGCAACUUGCUCCAAGGGGUGAUGCAGUGAUAUUUCAAGGGGUUUUUGUCACAAUUCAGAAUGUGAAAAAUUAUCUUAAUUCACAUGCUCCAAUUACUAGCCCCUCAAAAAAAUCCCCCACAUUCAAAAUAAAUAAAAAUACUUUGUCUUUUAGGUCCUUGAAUAACUGUAUCAAGCACAGAAAAAGUAUCUAUAGAAUUUUUCAUAAGAAAGUCAAAGUUCUAAAAAUUGUUUACUGAUGAACUAAAAAAAGUACCAGUAACAAAGCAAUGUUUCCAUUAAAUGUUAAUGUGUUAAUGAUAAAAGAUCUUUUCAUCAAAAUUAAAAGUAGUGAGAAUCAGUGUUAGUUGUAUCUAUACCAAAGUAAACAUAAAAAAGACGUAUCACACAAUUUCAAAGAAUGCUUUCAUUUUAUUUCUUAACCUGACAUACUUAAUCCUUACUGCAGGCAAUAUGCAAAUAUUGGCUCACUACUCCAUAAAUUAAUUGAAUUCCCGGUUGGGAAAUUGACUUGUUUUGUUUUUCUAAAUUAGCUGAGAUCUUGUAAAACAUGACUUCCCUUUAAAGGAUCUAGGUACUGCUCAAUUUAAAAAAUGAUACCAUAAAAAAGAAAAAAAAGUAAUGUCGUGAUGGAGCAGUAUGCUUUAUUAGAACCAGGUUAAAAGCUGUUUGUUGCCUAAUGGAGUAGAAGUUGCUGAGGUCAACAAGUAGACUGAGAUUUGGCAUAAUAUAUGCCCACUCAUUAUUGUCUAAUUAUAUUCUUUUGACAACACACAACACUUACCGGAGCAUUAAUUCAAAUGAGGGUUUUGGCUAUCAAGAUGUGUUGAUUCGAAAUGUAAUUGAAUGAGACCUGAAUAAAGUCUGACUUUCCUGGCUCCAGUGUUUCGUAGGUUGGCUAUCCCCAUUUAUCAGCCCCAUCGCUCCAUAAGGUUCUUAGCUGCACCAAGUGAUUGGUGAACAAGGACAACAACAAAGCAGCAUACAUUGUAUGGAUUUAUCUCAACGCUGUUGUUUAAUGGCUGUGUUUAAUGUGACCUAUCUGGAAAAUGAGGACUCUGAAUAAAAAGCUAUUACUAAUA